Molecule: messenger RNA, 1322 nt
Organism: Vespula pensylvanica (western yellowjacket)
Lineage: Eukaryota; Metazoa; Arthropoda; Insecta; Hymenoptera; Vespidae
Exons: 7
Coding region: 322-1302 (326 amino acids)
Source: RefSeq, a predicted model, not a curated record
AUGCAUAUUUCUUUCCCUCUAAGUUCAUCAUCGUAUUUCCAGCUUUACGCAUUAACAUAUUUUUCUUUCGUCCGUUUAGACCUCCAUAGCCACGUGGUGUCCCAUAUGCGAUAAACGUGUGAGCGAUAAAGGAAAAGACACCGAUCGACUUUUAGGGCACGUUCGAAGGAAUCAUCGAAAAAUCUCUGCUCUGGGAUUGGAUAAUCACGAAAACGGUGAACAAAUUUUGGAAAGACAACAAUCGAACGGCACGGCACAAGCAAAGCUUUCUAAUACCAAGGAAAAAGAUAGAAAGAGAAUCUACACGACCCGUGUGGACACAUGGAAGUCGCACGACGAGAAAAAGAUCUGUCCUCAAUGCAGAAAGGAACUUGUACCAGCAUUGCACACACGCAGACACAACUUGACAACGUCUCAUAUGGCAGCGACUUGUCUCCUGGGAAAGCGCACUUUUAUAUACCUCAGAAAGUAGAACGCGAUCGGUCUGAAAACGAAGCCAAGCAGCGCUCGUGGAUCUCCGGAACGAAGUUAUCCAGAAAGAUUUGGCCUUUUGGAAAUAGUAAACGAAAAAGGAGUGUUUUUUCGACCAGAGUGGAAACUUGGAAGUAUCACGACAAGAGCUUAUUAUGUCCGGUGUGUAACGAGGAUGCUCUACCUAUAGUUUUCACAAAGAGACACAUGUUUUCGAGCUCGAGACUUGGUGCUACUUGCUUGUUAGGAUGUUGGCCAUUGUGUUUCGUACCUCUGAUGUUGAGUCGAGAGAGACAAGUGAGGCUGGUGUGUCCGUUCUGCGGACAUAAUUACGGAAAUUACGCACAGGCGGAAAAUAAAAGCGAUGACCCGUGGCAUCCUCGUCGUGGACAGCGACGAUUAGUCGAAAUUACGAGCUCGAAGUUGGACCCUCCCAGUGAACGCGAACAUGAACUUAACCCAAACUCGGAAUUGGCUGUACUAGCUUAUCAAGGAUUAUGGGAGGUGCGGGAUGCUUCUGAACAAACAGAGAACGCCAACGAGAGAGAAGGUAAAGAAGAAGAAGAAGAAGAAGAAGAAAGAAGAGGAGGAGGAGGGGGAGUCGAAAGAGGAGGUGCAAGUGUUUCAGAAGUUUUACAGUAUCCUAACGGAGAGACAAUGUUUCAACCUUCGGAAGGUUGCACCCUUUGUUCGAGGCAGGUCACGGGAGAUCGUUUCUACGAGACACAUCUCGACGAGUUUGACCUGGAUUACGAUUCCGAUUGGUCCAUGCGUAAUCGUUAUCGCGUUAAACGAAAUACACGUCCGUACGAUACGUUCUUUGACGAUUAAAUAAAACCAAUAGCUUUAAA